Talaromyces proteolyticus is the source of this 453-nucleotide messenger RNA. RefSeq lists its product as uncharacterized. The coding region runs from base 1 to 453 and encodes 150 amino acids. Lineage: Eukaryota; Fungi; Ascomycota; Eurotiomycetes; Eurotiales; Trichocomaceae. The transcript has 3 exons. The record is from RefSeq and is a predicted model, not a curated record.
AUGCCUCCAAAGAAAGACGUUACCAGCGAGGUUCCAGCUUCUACCUCUAUCAAGCCCGAAGAUGCUGAGUUUUUCCUUCAAUGCCUGAAAGCAAUCGACGACAAUGGCACAAUGGAUAUGUCGGUUCUUUCUGUGGCUCUUGGCCACACCAAUAUUGGCUCUACUCGCAACCUUUUUGUCCGUCAGAAAAAGAGAUAUGGAUUGGGAAACAUUCUGACAAAGGUCAGCGGAGGAUUCUCUACGAGGAAGGGCGACAAUGGGAAAAAGGGGAUAGCCUCUGAUGUACUCAAACAGAAUCCUUUUCUGACGACCAAGGUCGAGAAAACACGCAACCAGUGUCCAAUAGGCAAAAUGACCAAGUCUCAGGCAAAUAUCGCUAAAGUAAUGAAGGUCGAACCUCAGGAUGAGAUCUCUGAGGGCAUGGCUGUGUAUGUGGAAGACGAUGCUUAUUGA